Podarcis lilfordi (Lilford's wall lizard) is the source of this 32877-nucleotide messenger RNA. NCBI's taxonomy places the organism in Eukaryota, Metazoa, Chordata, Lepidosauria, Squamata, Lacertidae. The record is from the annotation of a GenBank genome assembly.
AUGCGACUGCUGACCAGUGAAUUCUGUAUCAAUAAUCAAAGCACAGGCAUGAAUGUCUUUUCCACCUGCUGUAACUUUGACACCAUCCAUAUUGUUAGGUUUUAUUUCCUGUAAGUGUUAAGUUGACUCAAGUAAGCAACAGCAGUGAUAGCUCUGUAGUUCAUAGUUUCGUAGAGAAAGGCAUUGAAAAUAAUCAUGAGUAAAUGGGUCUAUCACACUCUUUCCAAGGUUUAAAUCUGGAUCUGUUAACCUGUGUCUCUCCAUAUGUUGUUGGACUCAAACUACCACCAGGCCCAGCCAGCAUAGCAAGAGGCUAGGGAAGAUGGGAGUUGCAGUCCAGUAACAUUUGUAGGGCUACAAAAAGCCAGAGCUGAGAGUUGUGUGUGUGAUCUAUAAGCUAGAAGCAAGGCUGCAGGCUGGGCAGUUGGGAGACAGAACCAUGCCUGAUUUCUGCUGGAAUCCAAGGCUGUGGCUAUGGGAGAAGCAAGACCCUCUUGGUGUGUAAUAAUAAUAAUAAUAAUAAUAAUUAAUAAUAAUAAUUACUACUACUACUACUACUACUACUACUAUUUCUACCCUGCCUAUCUGAUUGGGUUUCCCCAGCCACUCUGGGUGGCUUAUAGUACAUAUAAAAAAUUGUAAAACAUCAGUCAUUAAAAAAUUCCCAAUACAGGGCUGCCUUCAGAUGUCUUCUAAAAGUCAGAUAGUUAUUUCCUUGAAAUCUGACGAGAGGGCCUUCCACAGGGUGGGCGCCACUACCAAGAACGCCCUCUGCCUGGUUCCUUGUAACCUCACUUCUCACAGUGAGGGAACUGCCAGAAGGCCCUUGGCGCUGGACCUCAGUGUCCAGGCUGAAUGAUGGGAGUCAUAGCUGUCAAGUGUCCCUUAUUUGAAGGGACAGUCCCUUAUUCCAGCGCCAUGUCCCGCUGCUGUCCCUUAUUGAUGAAUGUCCCUUAAAUAUCCCUUAAAUGAUGUCCCUUAAAUUUCAAAGGAAGCAGCUCCUCUCCCUCCCUCCCUGCCAGCCAGGGAGCAGGGAGGUUCCAACUAUGUUGCUUGGCUGUGUUGCUCACCGAAUAAGAAGUCUAAGAACGAUGGGGGGGUGGAGCUUGCAUGCCUUGUGUGUGGUUAGUUAAUGCAAGCUGAGGGGUUUUUUGAAUGCUGGACACCAUUUUGUUACACGUGCUGCUGCAAACUUUGCAGUGGAAAGCCAGGCCGGGGAGCCAUUUUAAGUUGAGGCUGCAUAGGCCUUGUGGUGCAUGUGAUUCAGAUUCUCUUCAGUUGAACCUCUGGUUACAAAGUUGGUUGGACAGUGUUCUCGAAGCUACCAGCAUGAGUUUGACCAGACUGCAGGAAGACAGGAAGACUGGAGUGCCUGGAACAGGUGAGGCUGCAGGUCCCUUAUUUUGGCUGCUGGUCCCUUAUUUUCAAGGCUGCUGGUCCCUUAUUUUCAAAUCUGUAAGUUGACAGCUAUGAUGGGAGUGAAGACGCUCCUUCAGGUAUACCGGUACACAGUAUACAGGUAUACUGUGUUAAUGCUGUGACCCCCAUUAUCAUAGGUUCAGGUUGUUUAUAUGUGUAAAUAAACCGUAUAUCAUAAAGACACCACAGUCCCCUUAUUCUGAAGAAAGUGAACCCUUGGUAAGUGCGUAGAAACCCUGGAAUCUCACACUGCUCUAAGAUUGGGGUGGCAUUCAACAAUAUACACACAGGAACAAUAAGCAGACCUCUGUACUAGGGCUAGGUGUGGAAGCUGAUAUUUGGAUCUUUUAAAUACCUGCACACCUAAAUACAGCCACCCAAGCCUGACACUCAACUAUGAAGCAUGCAUGGAAGGUGGAGUCUGACCACAGCUUGAAGACACCUUGCAUCCUAAACCCAGGGCUUAACUGGGAGGUGUGCCACCACUCUGCUUCACUUUCACCAAACUGGUGGGUCAGCUUUGGAGAAAGCAGCGCAGGCUGCAUAGCCGUGAACCUGCGUUAGGGAAUCCUGCGGAUGUGGCAACCAAAGCAGCAAGUGAGCUCCUCUUCUGUGUCUCUGGUUUUUUGGUGCUCCUGAAUAAUUUGGGAAGAAAAUGGCUCCAGCUUUCUGUUCUGGGGGACUGUCAAGGGCCUGCACCAGCAUUGCCGAGGACCCAUUAAUGCAUAUUUUCGAUGAGGAAAAGAUUGUCACGACUAUGCCUGUGAGUAGAUUUAAAAGGGAAGGAGUACAAGGCUGUUGUUAACAAUUGCCUUGCAAAGCAGCAGCAGCAUCUCCAUUUCAUGAAUGGUCAUUAACACAAAGCUGCACUUUCUUUCCCAUCUGGCUUUGUUGCUGUAAAUACAGUCCAUGCAACAUCUUGAUGGUUUCUCUUUCCCAAUAGGUUGUUUCUGGUGUUUUGCCAAAUGUGUCAAACAGAACCAUCUGGGUUUGGGAAGGUUCUGCACUUCCCCAGGCUUGGCUCCAUAUGCACAGUGCUGCCGGCCUCCUCUGCCCUCUCCAGGCCUGCUGUGAAUCAAACUGAUUGUUAUUCAGGUGGGAUGGCCCGGUCAUGAACUGCGCUAAUCAAAAAACAAACUGCACCAAAACACUGAGGCUCACACGCUGGUGAAGGCCUCCCCCUGACCUCUGUUCACCAGCCCCUUCCAAUGGAGGCGGAUUCAGGUUGUGUUCUCCUUCUGGAUUUCUGCACCUUCCACAGUUACCAGGCAUCUGUGUAAAAUCCCCAUCUCCAUCCAGCCCCUCCCCUUGCCUUGUGCUGGGCACUAAGGUCAGUUAAUGCUCAACAAUUCAACGUGGGAAGUCUUCCUGAGGAAGUACCAGGCCAUAAAUUUCACCUAACAAGAGCCACUUAUCAAGUUUGGCCUUGUUAAAGAGCCUCCCAGAUAUUAAUCACAAUAUAGCCUACAGUGUCUGUAGUGUGGUGUAGAAAGAAUGAAACAGUUGGAGGGUGCAAAAAUGGAGAGGUUUUGUUUUGUUUUGUUUUGUUUUUUAAAAAAUGUAGUGUUGCCUUUAUGGUAGUCUUGAUGGGAGGCAACAUUGCUGGAUGUAAGCUAAGUAGCAUGAGAAAGUGGGAUGUAUGUUAUGGGCAUAUCCUAUUUAUUUACCUACAAUAGCUCUGGGUGAAUACCAAGACCCUUGCAUCUUUCCUUACCAAUUCAUACUGGGAUGGAUGGUUUUCUGUGGAAAAUUUAAAUAACUUCUCAACUCAACUGAGCAACAGUGAAUGACAUCAGCGGGACUGUUUUUUAUUCUCUGUUUCAGUGGUUGCUAAUCAGUCUUUUGAAUGCUAGGUAUGUUUCUAUAUGAUAGUUCUUCACACAAAAUAAUAACUGGUUAUUUUCCUUUUAGUUUAUUAGUGCUAGAUAAUACCUAUCAGGUCAUUCUAAAAUUCAUAAUUAAAUGGACACUCAUUCACAGCUAGGGGACAUAGGUAGUAAAUACUAUAUGCUUUGGACACAUAACAUCGAAAAAGAAAACAAUAAUUUAAGACAUAGUGACUAUGAAAUAAAUUGUAAUAUAUUUAAGUAUGCCAUUUUUAGCAACAUUAAUAAUUAAAAUGAAGUCACAAGCCUUAUUUAAAAUGCUAUUAAUAUUUUACAAACUACUAAGCUAACCUGUAUGAAAAAUGUGUUAGUAUUUGGGCUGUGCAGCUGAUUUGGAUGAAGCCUAAAUCUUGAACCAGUGAGGGAUUCUGGGCUUGUCCACGGUGCAGUGAGAUCUGUUCAAAGCACCCUGAACUGAAGCAGGGACCUCUGUAGUGUUUCGUGGUUGUAGUGUCCACUGGGUGGACAGUGGACACCUAGUUAAAAUUUCUUAAAAAUUGGCUUGGUUAAUUUCAGUAUGUAUUUGCAGAAUCAAAAUCUAAGAAUAGUGUUUCUGUUCAGCAACAGAAGGUAUGGGCACCACAGAAUUACAGGGGUUGCCAACCUAUUUUGCGGCCAGUGGGCACAUUAGGAAUUUUGAGAAAGUGCCAUCAGUGUCAGUCACAAAAUGGCUCCCACAGAGUAUGUGGCAGAACACACAAUGGCUGCCAAAUCCAACAGAGCAGAAAAAUUGCCAUCAGGAAGGCACCUACAUCAGCAACUGCCACACUUGCCCACAGAGAGAAUCUCUUUUGCACCUCUCCUUUGUACAAAAUGGAUGGGGAAUGUAUGAGUCCAACCUGGCAUGCAAUUAAAUGUGUGCAUGUUUAAGGGGGUGUUCAGUGUAGGAGAAACUGAGACAAUGCAAAUGGGAACUUAGCUGGAUGCUAAGGGUGGAUUUUUGAGUGGCUAUUGAUGGGGGCUUUUUCCAGGCCCCAUAGAAGGCACUGGCAGUCACACUAGCAUCUGUAGGCUUCAUAGUGAUAACUCCAGGUUUAGGAGCUGCCACCCUACAUGUCCUGCCAUUAGGUUAUGGUCAUCCACAAGUGGCCAUCUGGCAGUACUUUCUUUGCUGUGCCUUCAUGCAAAGGGGCGCAUAAAUAAAUGCAUGCCCACAUUGGUUUCAUUUAGAAACAGACACAAAUAGCCAGACUCUUAGAAUACAAGCAUGCAGAACAAAACAGACAUUGGAAUAUGAGGCAAGUAUCUAAAGCCUGGUUCAUAUGUACUAUCAGCCACCCAGAGCCCCUUUGAAUCCAAAUCAAGUGAAGGUUGCCCUACAUUGUAAGUUGAUUGUGUGUUCCCACUGGCCAGAAGGAUCCACCGCUUUGGCCAUUUCACGACAUCACUGCAAACUACUUUGAUGCUGGUUUCCAGCAAAUAGGAUGGCAAAAUGGAUGAACUCAUACAACAAAAUGAUAAUUGUUAAGUUGUGGGUUGACAUAGCAGACGACACAGCGAUUUCUCCAAAGCAUCUCUUUAUUUUGUAAGCUGGAACAGAACUAAGCUGAGGAGCUCAGUCAGCCUGCUUAUAUAGAGCUCCAGAACAAUGUAACUGUUGCCAUUUUCUAAAACUAUCCAAUCAUUGAACGUCACUUUUCAAUCCUUUAUUUGCAUACAAAAGUAUCCAAUCACUGAACGUCACUUUUCAAUCCUUCAUUUGCAUAACUAUCUACAGUAUCCCCCUGCUGGCCCAGGGUGAGAACUUCCGUACAUAAUAAUAAUAAUAAUAAUAAUAAUAAUAAUAAUAUGUGUAUACCACCCAUCUGGCUGGGUUUCCCUAGCCACUCUGGGCAGCUUCCAACAAAGAUUAAAAAUACAUUAAAAUGGCAGAUAUUAAAAAUUUCCCUAAAUAGGGCUACCAUCAGAUGUCUUCUAAAUGUCAGGUAGUUGUUUAUGUCUUUGACAUCUGAUGGGAGGGCAUUCCAAAGGGCAGGCGCCACUACUGAGAAGGCCCUCUGCCUGGUUUCCUGUAGCUUUGCUUCUCGCAGUGAGGGAACCAUCAGAAGGCCCUCAGCGCUGGACCUCAGUGUCCGGGCUGAAUGAUGGGGGAGGAGACGCUCCUUCAAGCCAUGCGCAUCAUGGGCUCGCCACCUGGAGCAACCUCUAUUCACUCUGGUGCUUGUUUGUAUGAUUUAGGACUCUCAAUAAGAAAGCAUCUAUCUCUUGUCAUUGAAGUUAAUGAAACACACUCAGGUUUUUAAGAUUCCCAGUACUAGAUCUGCAUUUCUUGAUUCACAGUUACCAUCAGAGUAGCUAGUAAAGUUGCAAGACUUCUCAGCCUGUUCAGAGUUUGCAAAAGCUAGUCUGGGAGAUGCAAGUUGUCUACAAGUCGAACAAAACCCUCCUAGUUCUUUCUUUCUUGUUGGUGGUACAGCACCCGGGGUCCAUUAAGGCAUCUGCCUGCCUGCACUUGCUGCUUAUCCCUUCCUAAUGUAAAUCUGGGCAUUGCCAUAUAAGGAUGGCAUAUCCCCCAAUCCCACCAGCCCCUGUGAACGUCAGGAGCAAAUCUCCCACACUGAGAUUUCCCAUGAUGCCGCUGGUGCAAGGAGAAUGGAGAGAAUUAAAAACCUUUCCAGUUUCAAAGAGUUUAAAAAUCUGUUUGGUCUCCUUAGGAUAGUUCGAAAUGAAUGGGGGGUGGGAGCGGGGGAGACAGGGUCCGUGCUGUGUGCUGACAAAGAUUUGGUAAUUCUCAGGAUCACACUAAUACCAGUUGUUAAGACACAGGUUGCUGCAAGCUCUUAAUUGUGUUUGGUGUGAUGUACAAAACAAUAUGUCUUGAUCAUCUGAAUGGCUAGCUGGUGUUAGAAUAUUCCUGGCACCACUAUAAAGCAAAGCUUUCCUUUUAGUUAACCGGUUAAGGAAUGUAGGUUAAUGCAGCCUCCCCUUUUUACCCCCACAGCUCUGUUUUUCGGAGGUUGGCAGUAACUGACACUUUUUCUUUUGCUUAAUUAAGUUGUUCAGAAGAAGGCUGGUCAAACAGUUGCAUCUACGUGGGGAGUCUUGAAAUGAACAGAAAGCCGUGGGCGUUGCCAACAUAGAAAGGGGGAUUCUGUUAUUGUUUGGGUGUAGACGGGUCAUUUUUUCAAAGUUACUGCUGCCUGAGUGACCACAGCCCUUCAGCAGCAGCAGCAGCAGUGAAAGCACAUUCAGCUGCUUAAAUGCAACUACCUUCAGCUUCACAAUGUGGGAGAGAGAGAGAGAGAGAGAGAGAGAGAGCCAGCAUCAAGAAACAUUUUCUGUAUCUUCUCCUUUCUUCCCUUUUUAAAGGCAAACAGUGGGCUCUCUUAAACUGUAUUUGUCAAUAGAUGGUGAAGAAAUUCAGCUGGUAGAUCGGUUCUUCCUCCCAGUCUGCAAAAUGAAAAGAAAAAAAAUACAGAAAAACCCGAUUUUCUUUUUUAACUGCAAAACUCUUGUUUAUUGGUUCAGUCAGUUUACACCUGAACUGAUUUAUGCUGAAUAAUAAAAUGUUUCACGCUUUAGAACUGACAUGUAUUGAAUAAUGCCAUCUUUAGAACUUGCUUUCUUCAUUCUCUGACACAGGGCUGAAUUCCAACAGUGGCCGUCCUCCUGCAAGCAAAGCAGUAAAUUGACGGCCAUGUUUUAUGGAAAGAAUGAGAGAGAGUCCACGCCUGGACAUGUGCAUUCUUUCAAGGUUUUCUUUGUCCUGUGGAGCUUCUCAAGAGUCCUCUCAGUCUCAAUGGCCUUGUUGAAAUUCUGCUGGGCCACUUUGUUUGCAUAAGGUUAACAUCUGUCUGUCAUAUGGCCAUUCAACAGGGAGAUCCUAAACUGGAGAAAGGCGAUUUUACAUCACCUCAAGAUGGGGACUGCCUUCUGUUAGGGAACAUUCUCUCCAACUGCUAAGUAUAGCUACCCAACUUGUUUACUUUUUACCUAGGCACAGCUACCAAAAUUACUUUGUGCCUUUGCUAAUAUAAGGACUAGCUAGUUUCUCUUGAUGCUCAUUUUCUGCCUAUCGGAGAAUCUGUAUGUUUUGCCUAAAAAGGAGAUAGACUUGGGUAGCAACUAGUACUUUUAUUUUCAGAGAUGGGGAAUCAGCCAUUGUUAGACAAGAGACUCCCCACUUACACGUGGGUUGUAUUCCAGGCUCCCGAGCGCAUAAGUGAAACGUGCAUAACUGGGGAGAGUCCUUGUGGCUCAUGAGGAGUCUCUCUCCAGAUCCUGAAGAAGACGUUUUCUUCAGACUCUGUGGAGGGUCUCCUCGUAAGCCUCAGACUUUCCUGCUCUCUCUCACCACUUCUGGGUUCUCGUUGCCACAUGGUCAUGCACAGGUGUGGAGUUGCCUGUAUUUCUUGAUCCCUGUAGGCCUUGGUACAACCAAAUACCUGCAUAGCACCUAAAGAACCAUGUUUGAAUGUCUGCUACUUUUUGCUCCCCAUAUUCCAUCUUAAGACUGAUCAGCUGCAGACUCCGUGGCUUCAACACUAGGCAAUUUGAAUCUCUCCCCCCUGUGUUACUCCUCUUACCAUCUAGCCUGAUUUGAGAAUUCUGGAGAACCCAAAAGAUUAUACCCUGUUUUGUGAUAUUUUUGUUGAUAAAAGCAUUUCUCUAAUAUGGAUUUUGGAAUCUGUCGGAUCCUUCACAGUUCACUUAGGAUGAGUAUAGCAAAGAGGAGAUGUACCAGUGAAUUUAGUGGUUCUGUUCUUGAUUAUAUCCAAGUAACAGAGUAAUAGUAGAUAACAAUGUAGAUCUGCUUCUUCAAAACAUCUCUGUUCUACUAGAAAUUCUCAAGCUAUUUGCCUAAAAAGAGAUGUAGUCACCUUUAUAUUCUCUGUUAGGAAAGUGGAUUAUGUUUACCAGCACCUUAUGUUUUUAAAUAGCUUAAACAAAUUGUUGACAAAAGUGGGCCAAUGACCACUAGUAAAUAGUAAAUAUUUUGUAUGAGGAUCUUUACACUGGGUGCUAUGGAAUAUGUGGUAUAUAACAGGCUGUCUCUGAGGGGUAGCUGACUUCUAAACUAAGGACUAGGGCUGGUUAGCAUCCCAAAAAGAAGAAAGCAUUUAUUUAGAGCAUUACUUUAGUAAAUGUGUAGUGAGUCCUAGCUCAAAACCAGACUAUUUCAAGGCAACUGUCCCUCAGAGCUUGUUGGACUAGUUGUUGAUAGUUUUUUUAUUAAAAUAAAAGCCCCCCCCCUUAAACUCUGAUUCAAAGAGGUUUCUGAAUUUUGGAGUUGGGUUAAAAGGGUGGGAGAAUGAUUCAGUUUAAGUUUAACAAUGAAUCUAUCAAAAUUGUUGGUAGGCAUCCAUCUGUCUCAGGAGACAAGCAAAAUUGCGCUUUUCAAAACAAUAUGAGCACUGCAGCAGAGCCGUCCUUUGAAAUUUGCACUUGUCUGAAUUUUGUGAUGCACUUUUCUAAUACAGGUUUACAAAAAUGCAUACACAGUGGUACCUCGGGUUAAGUACUUAAUUCAUUCUGGAGGUCCAUACUUAACCUGAAACUGUUCUUAACCUGAAGCACCACUUUAGCUAAUGGGGCCUCCUGCUGCCGCUGCACCGCAGGAGCACGAUUUCUGUUCUUAUCCUGAAGCAAAGUUCUUAACCUGAAGCACUAUUUCUGGGUUAGCGGAGUCUGUAACCUGAAGCGUAUGUAACCUGAAGCGUAUGUAACCCGAGGUACCACUGUAUUAGGGGAAAGUGUACAAAAAAACAAACAUAUUAGUUAAACCAACAUACAAAAAAAUCAAUAUACUAGGGGUAAUUGUUUGCAAAACUGUGUACAGUAGUACCUCUGGUUACAAACUUAAUUCAUUCCGGAGGUCCUUUCUUAACUUGAAACCAUUCUUAACCUGAGUACCACUUUAGCUAAUGGGGCUCCUGCUGCCGCUGCGCCACUGGCGCACAAUUUCUGUCCUCAUCCUGAGGUAAAGUUCUUAACCCAAGGUACUACUUCCAGGUUAGCAGAGUCUGUAACCCCAAGUGUUUGUAACCCGAGGUGUUUGUAACCCGACGUACCACUGUAUAUUUGUCAAAACUGCAUAUAAAGCUGCAUUUAUUAUAAGAAAUUCACACUAAAAUGUUGAUGAAUUUUCAGUAUGAUUUUCAUUCAAAAAUAUCACAAAUUGUGGCAUAAAUGUGAAGAACUGCAUUUAAGAUUGGGAAAAUGAGAAACCAAGUGGACCAAAAUUGACAGAUAAUUAGUUACAGAUAAUUCUCUAGUUUUUCUCACAGAGUCUAUUCAUAACACGUGUUACACUUUUGAUGCCCUUUCAAAGCUUAUUUUUCCUUUUGGUACAUUUUAUCUGAUUUUCCUCCUCUCCAUUCCGUCUGUUGUCUCAUCUGCAUAUUUACAUUUAGACAACAGAGUCCUCCAACCCGUCUUUCUUGCUUAGGCUACACACUGUAAAGCACUGUGUCUGCUAUGGAUGCUGCGUAAUAUUACUAAUAUAGUAUUAUUACUACUACUACUACUAAUAGGUCAACCUUCUUUUAUUGCCUUUAGUAACUCCCUAGAUGUGUGACAUACACAUACAACAUUAAUCUCUGUGUAUUACAUUUUUUUAAGGAGGGCAGAGUUAAUUUGCCAUUAACAUUUCUAGGCAUCCAGAGGUGGAGGUUAAAAUUGUAUUUUUUAAAAAAAAAAUCAAAGGUCUUUUACAAUUUCAAGAAAUCCAUCUGUUAUUAAUUAAAAACAACAACAACUGUGCAGAUACUACCAAAACAAUUCCUGGACAAAGUAUCCCUAAACGACAAAUUGUUAAAGAUGCAGCUUCACACCCUGUUGUCUUGUGAGAUACGUGUCAAAUAGUUUAGUUUAGCACAUCAGCCUGCUGCCUCUCCUCCUUGGCUAGAUGAUGCAAAUCGCAUGCAGAUUUUAUGCAGCUCAUACAGUGCUCUUAAAAAAGCCCCAAAGUUCCAGCUGCUCAGUUUGCUCAAAUGAGCCCUCUCAUUUUGCAACGACUCAGCUAAGAGGAUGCCUUUACUCCCAGGAAAACAGAAGCCUUUCCUUGACAUGGAUAACCCAGCAUGAGUUCAAACGCUGAAGUGAAGGUCCAGAAGACAGAAAGUCAGAUUCACAAGGGCUGAACAGAAGCCAUUUCACCAUUCCUGGCACUUGCAGUUCCACAUGGAGCUUUGUUGCUCCUCAGGACAAAGAAGAGCGCAGUUCCUUUUCGCCCCAUAUUCUGCUGACAAAUGCAUAAUAAACUGACAGAGACCAAGCAAGAUUUCAGAAGGGGGGGGGGGAGAAAACCACAGUUACACAGGCGGUACAGCAUAGAAGGACCGGGGGAUGGUCACUUUCUGCAGGUGUUCAUCCACUGCCCCUGUAUUUGCAUAAAUUUGCAUGCUGUCAAACAGCCAGCUGACAGGAUCUCUGAGAAGGUCUGGACUGAGCCCAAACCUGUCAGUGACUUUCUCCUUGCCAGUCAAGGUUGGCUUUGGGUGCAAUUAAAGAAAGGAAGAACUACUUUUGACAUUGCACAGAAAGAAAGAGUCACAGAUGGGGGCAGACACACAUACACACUCAGAGCUCUGACUGCCUGAAAACAAAAACCCUAACAGGAAAGUAUUAUACGUGAAAGUUUCUGUUAUCAUGCUUUCUUGAUGGCGGGGGGGGGGGGGAAUUCUGUGAGCCAGUGGCUGCCAAGGCUGAGAAUGUGAGAUUGCACACAACCAUCUUAUAACAGUUAUUUAGAAAAUAGCUGAGGGAGAAAGAAGAGAUUACUAUUUUACUUAUCCGUAGUUAGCCCAAUCAAUUUAUUUGUUAUCACAAUUUUUCCAACUAUAUUAUCAGGCCACCACAACACACCAAAACUACGAGAAGAGGAUAUUUAUUCAGAAUGUAUAAAGCAUUUCCCCAUGAAAUGUUUCCGAAGCAAAAAAUAAAAGUAAAUAAAAAAAUUAAAAAGUUUCUAAUAACUAAGCAUAUAGUAUAAACACAGCAAUUUAAAAGCAACUCCUUAAAACAGUGGCCCCAAAAGUGGGCCGUACCACCUCCUGGAAGGGGGGUGGGAUUACUCAGGAAGUACUAAGAGGCAGGCAGGUGGAAGGCAUUGAAGAUGUAAAUGACUAACAGACUUUGAAAAGCUGUUAUCACUGGAAAAAGUUCAUCAAUUUUGUCAAAUAGUGUUAAUUGGAUUUUGAAAAAAAUGUGCCGUUAAUUGUUACUACUUUGAAUUUUAUUGUGUUACUAUCUUCCUUAGUGGGUUGUGCCAACUGCUGCUGUUCUGAAUAGUGCUUUUUAUACAGUGGGAUGAGUUUAUAGAACCAAGGGAGCGGUGGCCACCAAAAGUUUGGGAACCACCCUUUUAAAACAUCAGUUUGUUAAACAGUUUCAGCAUACAGUGGUACCUCAGGUUAAGUACUUAAUUCGUUCCGGAGGUCCGUACUUAACCUGAAGCACCACUUUAGCUAAUGGGGCCUCCUGCUGCCGCCACUCCGCCAGAGCACGGUUUUUGUUCUCAUCCUGAAGCAAAGUUCUUAACCUGAAGCACUAUUUCUGGGUUAGCGGAGUCUGUAACCUGAAGCGUAUGUAACCUGAAGCGUAUGUAACCUGAGGUACCACUGUACAUGAUAAAAUGGCUAAGUCACACUUCACAAGGGAAUUGAUUUAUUCUGUACUCGGUCGUGGUGGAAGGGGGCAGGGUGCCACGGGCGGCAUGGGGGCUGCAGCGCACCCUCCAGGCCCAGCACUGCCUGCAAAUGCAGCACAGACGUGGCAUGGGGCACGUGAGGCGUGCGGCCUGCAGGACGCCCCAGCCACCACCUCCCUCCCGGCCAUGGCCGCCCUCCAGCCGAGGGGGAGGCGGCUGACCCCUGCCCCGGCUUGCCCCACCCAGUGGGUGGCUUGCCUCCCCCCAUGGGCAGCUAGCUCUGCCCCAUGGCAUCUCAUCCCUCCCCCUGUGUGGGUGCCUGAGAGGCUAGCUAAGCUGCUGGUGUGAGGCGGGACAUUCACUAGACUGGGGAGAGCUGAGUGACCCUGCACUCCUGUUUCCCUGGGCUUUAAAGCCCAGGCGGCUAACUAUGCCGCUGUCUGUACUUCUAAAACAGGGGUCAGCAAACUUUUCCAGUCAGACCUCGUGGGGGGCCAGACUAUAUUGGGGGGGAUGAAUGAAUUUCUAUGCCCCACAAAUAACCCAGAGAUGCAUUUUAAAUAAAAGGACACAUUCUACUCAUGUAAAAACACGCUGAUUCCCAGACUGUCCGCUUGCCGGAUUUAGAAGGCGAUUGGGCCGACUUCGGCCCCCAGGCCUUAGUUUGCCUACCCAUGUUCUAAAAUGUGAUGCUGGUGUCCAAUUUUGACCUGAAAGGCAUCACUAACAGUAAUCUCAGUUCUCAGAGGGCCUGAGGAGGAAGGUAUCAGCUGGCUUGCAAGAACCUCAUUUAUUAUUAUUUUUUGCACAAGUAUAAAAAAUCUGGGAGGUGAGGGACUGCUCCCCAGAAUAGUCUGAUGAUAUCUGUGGCUGCUCAGUGGGCAUGGAAUUUUGGGUGCCUGGGUGCCACAGACACAUGUUGUGUUGCAUGUUGUUAUGAGACCCCUAUACCCCCCACAAAACUACAGUCCUCGGUGUGGUUUAACUGUCAGUCCUUCUUACUAGGUAACUCUGGGAAUUGUAGGCCCGUGAGAGAGAUAGCUGACUCUUCUAAUUUCUUCUUCUUCUUCUUCUUCUUCUUCUUCUUCUUCUUCUUCUGGCCAUUCAACACCAGGCAAAGCCUUUCUUAUUUUCUUAGGCUGAUCAUGUUUUACAUUUUUAAUCUACAGUGGAAUUAUUUUAAUUGUUGCUUUAUUUUGCUGUGUAUAAAUUGUUGCAUUUAAAACAACAAGAACAAUCUAUUGGUUUUAUUUUGUUUUGACAUGUUUGUAGAUUAAACAUUUGACAUGUUUGUACAUUCCAACUUUGUGGAAUGGCAGGUGAACUUAUUUCAACAGUAGAAGCUGAAUGACAUGACCCACUGCACUUGAAUUUGGGAGUGCUUGAUCUCCAAGAGAGGGGAAUGCCCAGAGGGAGAGAUGCCUCCAGCGUCUGUCACCUGAGGUGAAGGCUUCACUCUGCCUAGUGAUAGAGCUAUCCCUGGCUACUAGUUGACACCAUCUCUACAGCUGCCCUCACGUCACAGGUAAAGGGGAUAUUGGAGGCCUGGUGGAUCUUAACUAAAAAUGGAUAAAUAAAAAAUACAUAGGUUACAUAUUUUCAAAGCUCAUGGCUGUCCCCUGGUUGUUUUGCAUAUUCUCACCAAGGCACGGAAAUUUAAUAGCUCAUGUUUAAACAGUGACGGGCACUAGAGUUUCAUGAGCAAGAGACAAUCGGUUCUGUUUAUUCCCCAACAAUAAAGAGCCUGUUUAGCUCUGGACUGCAAGUGACUGAGCCAUCUGGCCCAUAUCUUCACAGUAAAACAUUGUCCAUGACACAAAAAUGAUUGCAUCCCCAGGACAAACUAAUGUGACCUCCAAAGAAAGCCUUCCUCUGAAGCUAUGAUAUCAUACUGCAUAGGAGACACCAGCACAAUUGAAUCUGGUCACCAAGGGCGCAAGUGAGAUAGGACUAUUUAAAUCAAAUUUUAUAGGAGACUUUUUGUCCUCCGUGGCAAAUCGUCGAGAUCCGACGACAGCAUUGAAACAUCUUUUUUUAUUCACUCAUAAGGCAACAGUGCCGUUCUGUUGUGUAUUGGCAGGCAUCUUUAGCUUGUGCUCAGUCCAGGAAGUACACAUCCAUUUGCAGAAUUAGCACCUGCAAGCUUCCCUUCCAACAAUGUUUUACUGAUGGUUCACCACCUGCACCAGCCUUUUCUCUUGCCACCCCAGAAACAAGCAGCCCUUUCUCCUCAUUGCCAACUGGGAUGUCCAAAGUCUGCCACAGCCUUACAAAUAAUUUUCUGAGCUGAAGAAGCCACUCACAAUGCUCCAUUACCUGAAUGGCAGUUCAUAAAGGAGUGGGCGGGGGGAGGAAGGGAAUCUAAAGAACAACUCAUCUCAGUGAAAUAAAUGAAACUUUCUAAAUAAGGUUAAUGUAUCUUUGGCGGUGCAGUGUUUGCUUUGCAGCAGCCUUUGAAAGGACCAUCUAGUUAAGAGGAAUUGCAAAUCCAGUUAAAGACUAACCCUUUUAAUGAAGACUAAUAUGAAUCUGAGCUGACUUGUGGGGAUAUGACUGGUGUUAAUUGUUUAAGCUCAGCUAACGUCUCUUUUAUGACCCUGGCAUCUCCAGUUUGCUAAAGUGUAUUAGCCACACUUCCACGCUUUUCAAGGUAUCAGUGUAACAAGUUUCAUUCUAAAAAGAUUAGCAUUGUGUAAGUGCUAAUUAUCUCCUGCCAUUAGUACAAAGGACCUCGUUAGUCUUCAACCUGAGCUAGAUACAAUUACAAGAGUUGUUAUAUGAUGAGUUUUACCCUUUUCUUUGAGGUCCCCACAAAUAGGAUAUUGGAUGGGAAGAGGUGCUCCUUGUUAAGAAAAAAAGUUCACCUACAAUCAGAGGAUGGGCUUCCCUUCCUUGCUCCAGGAGAAUGUUACACGUGUGUACGAGGCAUGGCCAUGUUUCCAGUUGUGUGUGCAUGUGCAUGUGCACGCACACACACAACACUGCAGAAUAUUCUUUUACUGAAGUGUGUUUUUAGAUUUUUACAGCUGCAUAUCAAAAGCGGAGUUUCAAUAUGUUGCAAAAAUCUGUGAACUACCUCUCAGCUUGAUUGCAGUUGAAACAAGGAAUAUUUGUGGCUAAAGUGAUAAAGUAAAUGCAUGUCACAUGGUUUAACACUACUAUAAAGCGGGUGGUGCUAUGGUCUAAACCACAGAGCCUAGGGCUUGCCAAUCAGAAGGUUGGCGGUUCGAAUCCCUGCGACGGGGCGAGCUCCCGUUGUUCGGUCCCAGUUCCUGCCCACCUAGCAGUUCAAAAGCACGUCAGGCGCAAGUAGAUAAAUAGGUACCGCUCCAGUGGGAAGGUAAACGGUGUUUCUGUGUGCUGCUCUGGUUCUCCAGAAGUGGCUUAGUCAUGCUGGCCACAUGACCCAGAAGCUGUCUGCGGACAAAUGCCGGCUCCCUCGGCCUAUAGAGCAAGAUGAGCGCCGCAACCCCAGAGUCGGCCAUGACUGGACCUAAUGGUCAGGGGUCCCUUUACCUUUUUAUAUUUACUGCAAGAGAGCCAGUGUUUGGCCCCCACCAAAAAUGGGCCUCAUGCUAAAGGUCCCCUUAAGCUUGGAGCCAGCCCUGCACAUUUAACCAUUUAACCAUUAGACUAAACCCGACAGGCUAUAUACAUAUAUUUAAAAAAUAAUAAUCAGCAUUGAUAGAUGGGAAUACGCACCACGCAUGCCUAUAUACCCCAAUAAAAGUUCCUCAUGUCCCUAAGAUUCAGUUGGCCUUCACUAGGGACCAAGUGUUUAGUGUGAGAGAUCCCUGCCCUGUGGAAUUGUCCUGUCAGCCUAUUCCUUCAGAAUUUUGAAAACUGUAUUGUUUAGACAUGCCUGUGCUAAUGUGAUUCUUUCUCUUUUUCAUCCAUCAAUCGAAUUACUGAUGUUUUUUAUGGAAGCCUUGUAUUGAUGCUUCUAUUCUUAUAUGUCGUCUACCGCCUUGGCACAUUUUUAUGAAAGUGAAUAUUAUGAAUAUUAUAUUAUGAAUGUAACUAAACAAAUAAAAUGAGACCUAGCCUCAGUAGUUGAAUAUAAAAAUGAGUUUUGAAGGCGAGCAGCAAAAGGCAUACUUAGCAUAAGAAGAGUUCUAGGAAUUUGUUUCUCUGAGACACGUUUUCCUUUUUCUUACUUUCCGCUUCCUUCUGGGUUGACGCGCCUUGUUUCCUGGUCGCAGGGAUUAUGCAGUAACCAAAUUCCCUGGAGAAGCUACACAUCUCCUCAGCGACAAGGAUCUGUUCUCUUUUUAAAACUUCACUCAUUUUCAAUUCCUUUGUUUUGUUUUGUGUUCUUUUCAGAUAUUUAAAUCAAGCCUCCAAAAACAAAUCAAUUCAUUGAAAUGCAGCAUGUUUUUGACUUACUUUUACAUCAAUAAAAUUUAAGCUUGAAUGUCAGCUAAUUCAGUGGACAAGCAUUAGUAAAACAGGACAAUACUACUCUGUUUUUUAAAGAUACACAUGCACUUCUUAAUGCUGAAAAAGGCUUCCAGUUAGCUGACUAGCACCCUAUUUUUUUUAUGAUACUUAACUUACUCAGAAUAGGCUCAUUUAAUGGAAGCGACUUAGUCAUGUUCAUUCAUUUCAAUGGAUCUACAAGUAAGGGGUGUAUGGGGUGUUAGGAAAGGAGUAGUGCCUCUGGUGAGGGACAGGUCAUGCUCUUUCUGGGGUAGUUUGUCUACCUCUGGUCCCCACUCUGCAAUCAGCUCUCACCUGUGACUCCUAGAAGCUGUCAGUAAGCGGCAGUGGCCGCACCCCAGGAAAUGGCUUUGGCUGGCUGGCUAAACCAGGUGAGGGUAGCCAAUGGUCUCAAACCCUCAGUAAGUUAGGGAGGUCCCUUGAAUGUGAAGACAGCCUCUGGUAGAUUGAGCACACAAGACUAAUAGUGGAUCCAACAGUCAAGAAAGCGGUUUCUGCAUGUGCUGUAGAAGGAAGGAAGAGGAAGAUGGGGUUCAUCAACCUGGCAAGACUGCCCAUCUAGGAGAAGGAAAAUUUUGAUCCUAAACCUCAGCUGCCUUGUGGGAUAUCUUGGGAGAGAUGAAAAGACUAAGAAGUAAACCCUAGUGGAGUCCCUAAGGUGGUUGAAUGGCAUCUUGUAUGCCUCCUCCCAGCAACUCCUGCAGCCAAGCUGGUGCCAAAUGUAUUGCUCUGCUUUCCUUUGGACCACAUCAGCAAGGCCAAGCAAGGGGGUCUUGUCUGGGCAGCCCAGGAUCUCCAGACCCAUUGCCCAUGUUUGUGUCCUGGGGAGGUCACUUCAGCGCUGCUAACACAGUAGUUUGGUUUCACCCCCAGAGGCGCAAUCCAUUGUCUCUUGAUGCCAACAGCUCUGAGUAAAAGUUGAAUACUACCCAUAGAUAUAAAAUAAAGACAGUGGCCCACUCAAACCAUCCAGAUUAACUGUUGGAGAUGAGAGUAGGAAAAUAACUAGAAUCGAGUCCUCUUACCUGGAACUGCAUUGUGAGAUCUGCCAUCACUGCCUGGCAGUGAACCUUGAAUCCUGUCCAGCAAGAGGCAUGGUCCAAACAGCCAUGUGCAUAUAGAACAGGGCUGGGGAACCUCUGUCCCUCCAGAUGUUGCUGGAUAACAACUCACAUCAUCUCUGGCCACUGGCCAAGGAUGUCUGGGGCUGAUGGGAGUUGGGAGUCCAACAACUCUGCAGGAGCACAGCUUUCCCAACCCUGAUAUAGAAUGGAGGCAGAAAGCUGGGCUAGAUCAGGACCCUGCAUUGGAAGUUAUCCACCUCUGACCUAAUGAGAUGGUUGGAAAGCUUAGCUAAGGGUCUGUCUCUUCUUCCUUGCCUCUUCCUCUUUCUCUACUCAUGACAUUUUAAGGGGAAAAGGAAGAAUGGGAACAAGCUCUAAAAGCUAACCACUGUAUGUGUGUGGGGUGUGUGUGUGUAAUGUUUAUAGGAGGCAAUAAAGUGUCUAAAAUUCUGGAGAGGAAAGCAUCACCACCUCUAUAGUCCAUAACUGGCCCACUCUGUAUUCUUAAAGAUAAAGAGCAAAAACAUCUUUGUGUAUGUUGAACAAUACUAGACAUCACAUGCCUAAAUAUCUGCCUCUAGAUAUUCUCUGCCAUUCUGUGCUUCUCUCUCCCAAAUACCCAGCACAUGCUGAUUAUCAAAAUCUAAAGCAACAUUACUUGCCUCUCGAUAUAUCCAUUUAAUAUGUUCGGUUCAGGCAGCUAGCUCCUUGCUUUCAAAGGACUAUCUGACAGAUCCUAUUCAUUUUCAAAGUAGCUCACUACAGUUUGGGUAAUUAUCUUUCAUUUCCCGCUUUCUGACACUUUUCAAUGAUUUGCUGACAUCUGAAGCGAUACGUGCAAGCCUAUAAGAGACAGCUGGACUCUCCAGCCAAAAGAUACAAAUACACUUAGAAAGGAUUCCCAUACCAAAUCUGAAAUAACCAUGUGCUUUGCAAAUGGCAAGCUGCAUCUGCAUUUUAAUAGGACACUUUUUAAAAAGGAAGAAUUCAUGAAUCAGUUAUCAGUUUUAACUUUUUCAUUGCCAGUUAAAAAGUCAUACUUGCAUGCAAACUAGAUCCAGAUCUGUUUGACAUAUUUACAGAACAUCUUUACUCCCCCCCCCAUAGCUUUAUUCCUAGAUUGCUGAUAAAUAAUUAUCCAAUAUAUAUCCUAAGCUAUGUUUUUUGAAUGGUGAUAGUUGAUAGACACUGGGUUAUAGGCAGCACAUCCAGCCUGACAUAGUUGAUUUGUCAAAGCUGGUAAGUACCUUUCCAGUCAAGCUGAUUGAAUGCCAAGUUGUUUAUACCUAAAUUCCACUAAAGGUGCAUAAAGCAGAACAUACCAUUCCCUCUAGUUUCAGUGUUCAGGCUGUGAGUGUCUUUGCUUAAUAUAGCCAAUAUGACUCUGUGGGCAUGGACACAUGCACAAGGCACGGGAUGGCACAGUUUGCAGAAAUACAAAACUUGGUGAGAUUAUGUGUGCAUAGCAUCACACUGUUGUAUGUUUAGAAUCAUCUACAUGUUUGCAAAUAAACAAUUACCAAGUAAGAUUUAAGGAAGCACAGCAGCAAGUGUAUACAUGGAGAGAGGAGGGGAGUCAUAAGACAAGAGCAGAUUUUCUCUUUCUUUCUCUCUUCAUCCAGGGAACUUAAGGGGCCCAUGUAAUAUAAUUUAGGGGGGGUGUUAGGCUAUAUGCCUGAAUCCUCUUCUAAUUCCAGGAUCCAGCAGGGAUUCAAUUGCUGGAAUAGCCAAGCCAGCUUCUUAGUGAGGUAAUGGGCUAAGUAUGGGUCGUUAAGGUAACAAAGGAAGUGGCUCUGUGCCAGGGAACAAAUGGGUGGCCCCCACCUCAACUAGCUGAUAGUUAGAAGGACAAAAGCCAGAGCCGAGUUGUGUGAGAGAGCUGGAAGCUGGAAGCAGGCUGCAGGCUGAAGCUUGUGAAGGAGAGACUUUCGUGAUUUUGGAUGGGAGAAGCAAGACCUUAUUGGGAUGUUAAUGUUGUGAGCCCCUCCAUCCUAGGCUCAAGUUGUAUAUAUGUGUAAACAAACCAUAUAUCAUAAAGACACCACAGUCUGCUAUGCCUCAUUCCCAGUGGAAAAACAAACCUGGUAAGCACCUGGAAUCUUGCACUACUUAAAUGUUGGUGUGGCAUGUUACAAUCAUCUAUAUGUUUGCAGAUGAACUAUUAAGCAAUAAUAUAUAGGGAAGUAUAUCAACAAGUGCAUCAAAGGAGAAAGAGAGAUAGUUGUAAGACAAGAGCAGCUUUCUUGUUCUUUUUCAUAUCCUCCAAGAAACUUAGGGACUCCGUGGAAUUUAAUUUAAUACUUGGGAGUUGUUUGAAGAUGGCAGCUGUACUUUUUUUGGAAUGUUUGCUUGUGUACAUAUCAGUUCUGAAAUGAUGCUGCACACAAACUACCAGGAGAGAUCACUUUGGCUCUCAUUACAAAUAGACCAGAUCCAGGCACUAUUAGAAGAAACUCAUUUUCUGGAUCCAUUUCAAUCGGGGUUUAGCCCCGGUUAUGGCACAGAAACUGAUUUGGUUGCCCUGUAUGAAGACCUCUGUCGUGAGAGAGACAAGGGAAACAUGUCCAUCUUAAUUCUUCUUGACCUCUCAGUGGCUUUCAGUACGAUCGACCAUGGUAUCCUUUGGGAGCAACUCUCUGAACUAGGGUUGGGGGGCACUGCUUUGAGGUGGUUUGAGUCCUACUUGGAUGGUCAUUCCCAGAGGGUGUUGCUUGGGGAAUGUUUUUCAGCUCCAUGGAACCUUCAAGGUAGGGUUCCGAGGGCUCAGUCCUAUCCUUCACAUUGUUUAACAUCUACAGGAAACUGCUGGGUGGGGUUAUCUGGAGGUUUGGAGUAUGUUGUCAGCAGUAUGCUGAUGACACUCAGCUCUAUUUUUCCUUUACAUCUGCAGGUGAGGCAGUGGAAAUGCUGGACCAGUGUCUUGCCUUGGUAUUGAACGGGAUGAGAGCCAACAAACUGAAACUCAAUCCAGAUAAGACUGAGGCACUGUUAGUGGGUAGUUCCCUAGACAGGAUGGGUGGCAGAUCGCCUGCUCUUGAUGGGGUUACACUUCCUCUGAAGGAGCAGGUUCGUAGUUUAGGGGUACUCCUGGAUCCUUUGCUGUUGCUCAAGGCUCAGGUGACCUCCGUGGCCCAGUGUGCCUUCCACCAGCUUUGGCUGGUAGCCCAGCUACGCCCCUAUCUGGACAGGGAUAGCCUAACUACUGUUGUCUAUGCUCUGGUAACAUCAAGCUUAGAUUACUGCAAUGUGUUAUAUGUAGGACUGCCUCUGAAGACGAUUUGGAAACUUCAGCUUUUGCAGAAUUCAGCAGCCAGGUUGCUCACCAAAGCAAAACAGUUUGAACAUAUUACACCAAUCCUUGUCCAACUGCACUGGCCACCUGUUGGGUUGAAAUCACGACAGACGAGUGGUGGGUGUCAAAGGAGAGGCGUCUGCCCGGGACAAGCCCCGGGAACUCUCUUUUAUUGAAUAUUACAAACAUUGCCACAGGUGUGCUUGUGGCUGAUUGGUUGAUACAAACACAAAGCAUCUUGUUGCUGAUUGGUUAACAUAGGUACAAGGCGGGAAUUACAUAUGACAUCAAUCACUGAUAGUUCAAAGACUGGGAAAUGGAGCUGGAACUAGACAGGCAUGAAACCUCCUAAUUAAAUUAUAACUAAAGAUUGAUAUUGAGAGAACAUAACAUGAAGGAAUACAACAAUCACGUUCCGUAAAUGUGGUCAGCAAUGCAUUAAGAACAGGUCAGGAUACACUGUUUCAUGAACUCAAUGGGAACUGUUCAGAACAUUCUCAGACUCUUGUGCAGAAGCAGAGAGAAGAUUAUGAGCGAGACUUCCCAGAAUGCAAGAGUUAUGUGCAGUAAGAGAACUGCAGAAAUAUGCAGAAAGAAAACUUCCCUUCAUCUCCCCCUUUCUUUUCUUGUUUGCGAGGCAUUCCAGGUGGAUAAGGCAAAAAUACUUCGGGAUUAGUGGUGUGCCAGCGAAUGCCCGAAAUAAGCCUGCCAGGGUCGAUGGGACAAAAGUACUUCAGGAUACGUGGUUUGCCAGCGCAUGCCCAAAAUAAAUCCGCCCACAUCUCCCCUAAGGUUUACUGUUGGUGUUGCCAUUUCGCAAUGUAAGCAGCAAGGAGUUUACUGGGUGGUGGAGGGGGGGAGAGAAGCCGAGAGAAAAGACUCAUGAGGCUAGGAACGCAUUGGAGGAAACAGCAUAGUAAAAUAAAAAUGGAAAUUAUGAAAAUAGCAUAUUGAAAGAGACUACGAAGCCAAGUAAGGUUAGGCAGCCAAGCAGUAAGCCACUGGGUGAAAGAAUCCCAGAGGCCAGAAAAUCCAACGUCCUGUUUAAUGUGAUGUGUAAGAUUUUGCAAAUGAGAGAUUUGGCUUUGAAUGGCUCUUCAGAAUUAUCAGUAAUAUUGAAACAACACAUGUCAUUCACUUGUUCACAGCCAUAAUGAUGAAGCAUGAGCAAAUAGUGAUAGCAGCACGAUUUCAUAAAAGUCCAUAGUGGAGUUCACUGUUCUUUAUUCAAAAGGGGUUAUAUAAUGUAAAAGUCCAUUUUGUAAAAGGAUUUUGUAAAAGUCCAUUGUGGAGUGCACUGUUCUUUAUUCAAAAGGUGAAGGGCUUGUGAAAUAUAAUUCAGAGUUUUUGCUGCAUAACAAGCUAAAAAAGUAAUGUUCACACGAUUCCGUACAGCCAAUCCAGGGAUUCCUAAGAGAGAAGCAACUAAAGAGAUAUAUUCAAACCUACUGAGAAGAGAGACAAAAGCAUCACAAUCAUUAGUCAAUUCAGUAUUGCAGCGGUAAAAUGAUGGACAAACGGCUUAAACAGCAAGGUGUGCCAUGGCUGAUGUUUGCUGGAAUGUAAUUAAACGUAUAGCCAGGACACGACCAGAAGAUUUCCAGUUGAGGGAAGUGCAAGCUUACUCAUUAAAUUGAAUGGUAGCUUGUAAUUGUUGUAGCAAGUCUCUUCCCCACAGAUUGAGGUGGAUUUUCAGCACACAGGGCUGGAUGUAAGCAAUGGUUUCAGAGCUGUCAGGCAGAGAAACAGGCAGCCACUGUACGCUUUUGGAAGAGGUUUGGGGGCCACCCACACCCCAGACAGCAGAGGCAGACUCAAGGGGCCACGUGGGGUCCCAGCAACUACUAGAAAUUACAGAAACGUCUGCGCCUGUGUCAAUCAAGCCUUCCAGCACAAUACCAUUGAUUUUAUACUUACGAAGAAGUUUCUUCUCACCAAUCCUCUGGACUACAGCUAACAGCUGUGGAGGGAAAGAAGAGAGCUCGUGCAAAUUAGUAUCCAUAAUAGAAGCAGUAGGAUGAGAAGGUAGCACCACCAAAUGCGCCCAAGACUCACCCAUUUUGAAUCGCAUGGGCAUAUGGCUCCAGAGUUGAACCAUUAUUGUGCCUACAUAGUCAGGAUCCAGAACUCCAGGAAUAACCUGGAUGCCUUCCUUUGCCGCAGAAAAUUUGGGUAAAAUUAAACCUGCGACCUUAGGAGGCAGGGGACCUGCCAAUUGAGUGGGCAUAAGCACAAUUUCACCAGGUAGAACAGAAUCUUUGGUCUCUUGAUUGAUCAAAUCAAUUGCAAAUUCAGAGGGUGUGUUCUUUGAAAAGUUUGCAGCAGCAGAAAUUAAAGGCGGAAAGCUCUCUAAUUUUCCUGGGCUCUCUAAUUUUCCUGGCCUGAGAGCGAGGCCGGGAUGGAGUUUCCGAACUCCUGCAUUGAUUAGCCCAAUGAUAGCCUUUGCCACAUUUCGGGCAUUUUUAGAAGGUUUAGCCUUAGAGGCAGAACCAUCCUUGUGUGCCCCCCGCCUGGGGCUCUGCAUUGCUUGGCAAAAUGGCCUGGGCGCUUGCAAUUAAAGCAGUUACCAGUAGGCUUAGUGGUUGCUUGGAUUGCGCCGGCAAGCAAGGACAUCGCAUGGCUCUGGCUACCGACAUCCGCACAAGCUUGAAUCAUAUCGGCCAGUUCAUAUUUAGGGCGAUGUAUGAUUGACUGCAAAGCUUUCUUGCAAUCAGUGUUUGCGUUUUCAAAGGCCAAUUUUUCAUCAAUUCAUUUUGAGCAGUGGUGUUAUCAAUCUGCCUAGUGACUGAUUCUUUCAAUCUAUCUAUAAACUGAUGGUAUGGCUCCGAAUGCUGUUGCUUAAUAUUCACAAAGGAGCUCAGCGGUUGCCCAGAAACAGGGACUUUCCGAAAGGCGCGUUGUACACAGGUCGCGGUGCGAACAAAAUGUACAGGUGUCAGUGUUGCUUGGGCAGUUAUAUCAGCAAACUGACCAGCACCAUAAAGUUCAUUGGCAGUAUGUUGAGGAUCAGACAGGGCUGAAGCGCUGUGUUUAAAUUCACUCUCAAACACCACAUACUGAGCAGGGGACAAAAGCAUGCGCAUAAGGUCUUUCCAGUCCUGAGGUAGCAUAAUGUAACCAGUUGCUAUGCCUUCUAGCAUCCCUGUCACAUAAGAGGAUUUCAGACCAGAAUCAGCAAUGGCUUUCCUUAAUUCCCUCAUUACAGAAUAAGGAAGCGAUUCAUAAUAAAUCUGCUGUUGAGCAGUUCCAGGGUUUGAAUAAGAGAUAGGGAAAGCAGACGGCAUUUCACCUGGCCACUCAGACUCCUCCUCUAAGGACAGGAGCCCUUUUUGCCUUGCCAGAGAGAGCGCAGCACGCACAGCUCCUAUAGAGCAAGCAGGGGCUGUGGCAGGAGGAGGAGGGAUGGGGGGGGGAGGAAUCAGGCUGAGGCGGAGGGAUGGGGGGGGAGGAUGCAGGCCGAGGAGGGUGAGACGCAGGGAGGGAUUGGCUGGGCUGCAAAGGAGAAGGAGGUAAAAGUUUCGGGUAAGGGGGGGGAUUGUCUGCGAUGGCCAGAAGAGGAGACGCCUGGGGUCCCAAUUGGGGCCCUAAUUUAGCAACGGCAUCAGCACAUUUCUGCCAAGUGAGCAGACAAUGAAUCGGAGCCCUAGGUUCUGCAAAAGGGUCUUUCCGAUCUUUUGCCAAGUCUCUACGUCCAAAGAUCCAGCCUCUGGAUAAAAGACGCAUUGGCAAUUUAUCUCACAUAGCAAUUGUUCAAUUUCUUUUAAGGAAAUAUUAACACCCACCUCCCGCUGUCUAACUAAAUAAAGCAACUCUUUAGCAUGCUCUUUCUGGAGCUUAGUCAAGUCCCCUCCCAUACUCACGAAGUAGCGCGCUGAGACUUUUCCAGUCGGGUGAAGUAUGAGGUUUGGCUGCGUAAGGGAUCUGGCACGUCGGGGGUCACCAGAUGUUGGGUUGAAAUCACGACAGACGAAUGGUGGGUGUCAAAGGAGAGACGUCUGCCCGGGACAAGCCCCGGGAACUCUCUUUUAUUGAAUAUUACAAACAUUGCCACAGGUGUGCUUGUGGCUGAUUGGUUGAUACAAACACAAAGCAUCUUGUUGCUGAUUGGUUAACAUAGGUACAAGGCGGGAAUUACAUAUGACAUCAAUCACUGAUAGUUCAAAGACUGGGAAACGGAGCUGGAACUAGACAGGCAUGAAACCUCCUAAUUAAAUUAUAACUAAAGAUUGAUAUUGAGAGAACAUAACAUGAAGGAAUACAACAAUCACGUUCCGUAAAUGUGGUCAGCAAUGCAUUAAGAACAGGUCAGGAUACACUGUUUCAUGAACUCAAUGGGAACUGUUCAGAACAUUCUCAGACUCUUGUGCAGAAGCAGAGAGAAGAUUAUGAGCGAGACUUCCCAGAAUGCAAGAGUUAUGUGCAGUAAGAGAACUGCAGAAAUAUGCAGAAAGAAAACUUCCCUUCAGCCACCAAUUAGUUUCUGGGCCCAAUUCAAAAUGCUAGUUUUGACCUAUAAAGCCUUAAAUGGUUCGGGACUGGAAUACCUCAAGGACUGCCUCUUUCCAGAUGAACCUACCCAGACUUUGGGAUCAUCUUCCUAGGCCCUUCUUUGUGUGCCUCCAUCCUUCAGAGGUCCGGAGGGUGGCAACGCAAGAAUGGGCCUUCUCUGCAGCGGCUCCCCAUCUGUAGAAUGCUCUCCCCAGGGAAGUUCACCUGGCAACUUCAUUAUACACUUUUAGGCACCAGGCAAAACCAUUCCUUUUUAACCAGGCCUUUGGUUGAUUUGAUUUGAUUUGAUUGAUUUGACUGACAUUCUGUUUUGGGGAGGGGCUAUUGGGUUGUUGUCUUUAUUUUGAUUAUGUAUUUUGUAGUUUUAUAUUUUGAUUUUAUUGUGUGAACUCCCCUGAGACCUCAAGGCAUAGUAAAGUAAAGGUAAAGGUACCCCUGACCAUUAGGUCCAGUUGCGGACAACUCUGAGGUUGCAGCAUUCAUCUCGCUUUACUGGCCGAGGGAGCCGGCGUUUGUCCACAGACAGCUUCUGGGUCAUGUGGCCAGCAUGACUAAGCCGCUUCUGGCAAACCAGAGCAGCGCACAGAAACACCGUUUACCUUCCCACUGGAGCAGUACCUAUUUAUCUACUUGCACUUUGACGUGCUUUCGAACUGCUAGGUGGGCAGGAGCUGGGACCGAACAACAGGAGAUCACCUCAUCACGGGGAUUUGGCUGCCGACCUUCUGAUUGGCAAGCCCUAGGCUCAGUGGUUUAGACCACAGCGCCGCUCGUGUCCCUUCCAGGCAUAGGGAGGUAUAUAAAUUCAAUAAAUAAAUAAAAAUAUUGGACAGAGGGGGGGAAAGCCUCAUUAGACUGUAAGAAAAUUGAACUGUGGAACAGGUGGAAGAAAUGAGGUUUCACUGGCAUUCAUACUUAGUGAUAAAUCAGCUUGUGAACAACAAAUGAGUCUUGUAGCAACUUAAAAACAAAUUAAUUCAUUAUGGCAUAAGUUUACAUGGACUACUGUCCACUUCAUCAGCUGCAGAAAGUGUUUUCCUUGUUUAGCAAAUCCAUAGAUAUGUGAGUAUAGAAGGGGAAAGGGUAAAAUGCAGACUCAAGUAUUAAUUAAAUUCAACGAUUCAGUUAAAUGCUUAAAUGUAUGCAAUGUAAGCACAAUGAUGAUAAUUGUAAUUGCUGAUACCAUCUUGAGAAUAUCUCAAUGCAACCUGGAAAUAUGUCAUUAAUUUACAAUUAGAUUCCUACAGUUGUGUGACUUGUGAGAACGGGUAUAUAUUUUCCAUUUUGAAGCUUGGGGAACAGCACCUGAUGUUUGUGUUUAUGAGUCAGUCAGUCCAUAAAGAAAACUGGUCCUUCAGUUACUGACCAAUUACCAUAGUUCUCACAACCAACAGUGCCCCUUACUGGUCAGAGAGCUGAAAGAAGAAGGGUUUUGUCUACAGUUCUUCCCACCCACACCAUAUAUAUCUGCCUUUCCUAAUAGUUUAACAAAUGUGUUUAUUGCAUGUUGAAUGUAAGAAGGAAUAAGAAACACUGAAAUCUCCACUUGGGGAUUAGUGCUCCUUUGCAGUCUAUUUCAUGUUCCAGUUCUGGUAGAUGUAUGCUGCAAUCCUAUAUCUAUUUACAUGAAUGUAUAUGUCCCAUUGAACUCAAUGGGAAUUACUGUGGAGUAGACAUAGAAUCAUAGAAUUGUAGAGUUGGAAGGGACCACGAGGGUCAUCUAGUCCAACUCUCUGCAAUGCAGGAAUCUUUUGCCCAAUGUGGGACUCAAACCCACCAUCCUGAGAUCAAACGUCUCAUGCUCUACCAACUGAGCUAUUCCAGCAGACAUGUAUAGGAUUGUGCUGUUAACUUGAUUAUUUCUCAGUCAAUAAGCACUUCAAAUCUAUAAACACUUCAAAUAAAACAAAUACAAAAAAUAAUUUCCCAUAGUCAGACAUCCUUACAAAAUAACUAAAAUGAAGUGUUCCAAAUAAAGCAUUUCAGAUUAAGAAUUUCAAACAUGAGACUAUCUAUAAAUGGGGAUGUUCCCUAGCUAUGGUGGCAUUAAACAAAUAGUAGAGGGGAAAGUAUGUUACAAAAUAAUUACCAAGUAGCAACCUGUGGGAUGGGAGGAGAUUCUGCUUUUGUAGAAACCUUUCAGCCAACCCCCCCCUACUUCAUUCAGGCCAGCAACAAUAAGCAGGAACUGGGUGUUGUUCCCAUAUGGACUGCAUAGAACAAUAGUAAUUGGAAAGAAUUGGGCACCAGUCAUCCUCCCUUACUUGAAACAAAAUGCACCAAUUCAUUCCUAAAAAGUGCCACGCAUAUUAUUUUACACAGUAACCAUUUAGUGUCGUGCCAUGGUGAAAGCAGUGUAAGAUGCCAGUUACCUAUAUUUAAGACACUACAAGGACUAAGGCUUUUCCUUUUAAGAUAAGCAACCACACACUAACACCAACCUAUACCCAAAUAUCACUUUUAAUGAGCUCUCAUUUUGAUCAGCAGAUAUCAGCCACAAUUCAACCCCUGAACUCCAGUGCAAUCCUACUCAGAAGCAUGCCCCAUUAAGCUCAGUGGGACUUAUUCCUAGGUAAGUGUGUACAGCAAAGGUGAGGAACAUUUGGCCCUCCAGAAAUUGCACAACUACAACUCCUAUUAGCCCCCCAAAGCCUGGCCAAUGGCCAAAUAUGAACAUUGUAGUUCAACAACAUCUGGAAGGCCCAAAAAUAACUACCAAGAAAAAGAUUAGGCUGCGUCUCCACCCCCACCUCCUAUUUCUGCCUUGCAACUUCUCAAUCAUUUCUCUGACCCAGGGGGAAAUGAUUUUUAAACAUUCCGCUGCAGUUUGCCAGAGAUGACGGAUGGCACUUCAAGCAGCAGGACUUUCUGGAAGAGGCAAAUCCCAGGCCAGCGAUCUUAGGCCUUGUUUACAUUGGGACUUUGCCCUGAUUUCAGCCAUCUGUGGCCAGCAGCCAAUGCGGCUGUGUCAGAGAAAACCCCCGAGAGCAGAACAAGGCAAGCAGCAAUUGGCUUGCCUUUGCUUUUUCAUUCCCCCCCAAAAAAAAUAUUGGUGAUCCACACAGACUGAAUUAUCUAGGCCAGCUCUACAAAAUUGAAGUCCACUAGGCAAAAAUCAAAUCAAAGAUGCAUGUUCUGGGGGGGGGGGGGGAAAUACUCAUUCAGAUUUGAUAUGAGUUGGCAGUAGGGUUACUACCAUUGUCACUGUCCGGGCAUCUAUGCCUAUAACUGCUGCCUAGUAGGCAGGAAUUCUACUGGUUAACAAUGCCUUAGCAUUAUUAGGUGGGGAAAGCUUCACGUGUUGAAUUUUAAAGGCAGAGAGAGAGGGAGGGAGGGAGAGUUGCAUCUGUGUUGUACUGGGGAAUGCUCCCUGUUUUUGUUAGACAGCAUCAUUGCGCUUGUGACCUCUACAACAGGGACCAGCAGGGCAUAGCUGACUCCCUUUGCUAAGUAUGAGGUCUUCCAGAGAGCGGGGCAACACCCAUGAUGGUACUCUUGCUAAUUUAGUAUCCUGCCAUGCCCUCACAGCAGCCACAUUGUGUUAUGCCACACAACCCAAAGCAGUCGUUUUUUGACUGGGGGCCAUAGAACUUGCUCAAAACUGAAAAUGUGCCCACACACUGGUCCAGAAAAGUUGGCGACUGCUGGCUUACUAAAAUAAAAAAUCUAGUAAAAUCUAAAACUUUGAACAUUCCUGUUCUGUUAAAGAACUGGCAUAAGCAUAAGAGAGAAUUUCUGUUUCAGCGGAGAAGAACAAAUUUUUUAAAAAAAUGUUUUGAGGAACCCAAAAUUCACUUUUCUUCUUCUCUAGAAUAGCUUAAAGCCCUUUUCAGGACAGUGAAGAGGCAGGUGUUUUGUUUUAUUUUAUCGCUGUGCCUAAUUUUAGCUUCCUGUGCCUCAUUACUGUGUUUCAUGCAAACAAUUGUUGGUUUCCAGAAUAACAAGGGGAGCUGGUGCUGUCUGUGUUGAAGGCAUUCCUUAGAGAAUACCAAACCUCCAGUGGAGAAAGAGGUGGGUUCUUAUUAAGGGCUGGAAAUAAAGCUGAGAUGUAAAUGUGUAUCCCUUUCUUAAAACAUGCCUAAUUACCCAUAAAUGUCAUUAAGUCAAGAAAUGUUUUCCACCAAAUUAACUUCAGCUCGUCUCAUCUAAUUAGCUGGGGAUGCUGAAAGGUAGCAACUUAGCAGUCUCUGUUGUAGAAAACAUGUUUAACGGUUGACUUUUUUGUUAACUGCCUUCCUGAAGCAGGUAUUGCAGCUGUCAAAACUGAGCAUGAUCAUAGCAAUUAAAUCCAGUGUCUCCAUGCCACUUCAGACAAAGGUAAUUUUGACAGCUUAGUCACAGGCAAGAAACAUAGCGAGCCUAAACUUUUGGAAGGCAGUUCCACACAUUAGGGUUUUUGGGUUGUUGUUUUUAAGUUCUGAAUAUGCUAUGAUUUGCUGGAUCUAAUGGGUAGUCUGCAGUACUUUUUAUUUUCUGCAACGGAAAAUAGGAUUUUAUGGAUUGUCACAGUACUGCUGCAGAACAGACCUGGAAAAUCCAGCACAGCUACUGUAUAACAUUUUCCUGUUGUACUAUAUUGUUGCUUAGACCUGUUUAUAGUCGUGGCACUGUGGAUUAAAUUAUAGAGCCCAUCUCAUUCUGCACAGUGCCAUAUCUUCACCUGAGCUGUUUUUGAACAGCAGCAAAACAUUUAAAAUAAUAAUAAUUGUGUUUGUGGUUUGGGGGUUGUGUAGAUAUCCAGGAAUACCGCAGAUUAGUGUUUGGGACUAUAAUGAACUAGUUGGCAUCAUGAGUCGGGCUUGAGGUGCACAUCAGCUUGAGUGCCUCUUCACUGCAUGGUUCUCAAUAUUUAUUUUUUCAAACCCACAUAUUAAUUUCAAUAAAUGAAUUGAGGCCAAGGGGAAAAAGAAAUGGCAGAAAUGAAGCAGGCAGUUUUGCAGAAGUCGGUGUUGCUGAGCAAGGCAAACAAGGUUGCCAGACAGUACAAAAUAACCCCCUCAAUUAAUCUAUACAUCGCUUAUCACAUGAGUAUGGUUUGUUUGGUUUGACUACACACAGAGUUGCCACAGCAGUGGGAAGGGGGGCAGCACAAUGAACACUCUCUGUAAAUCUCAAGAAUAUAUUGCAUCCCAUAUGGGGGAAUCUUUCAGUCCUGAACUUUGUCAUGUCACAAGGAAAAAGUCAGAGCGCCCACCUUUUUCCUGUUCAGUAUUUUAACAUUGUACUUAUAUGUGGUGUACAAGGAGCUAGAAAAAUGGUAUCAACUCUGCAAUCUGAAGCAUCUCUUUAAUGUUUUGUUGUAAGGGAAGCUCGGGUGAUAAGAUUGCAGCCCAAAUCAAAUGAAUUCAGGAGUGGGGAGAAGUGAGGAGAGGAUGGGGAGAUGAGAUGAGAUUAUCCUAUCCCAGUCCUGCUAAUUCUCCCUGACCCCCCUCAGCAUCCCCCCCCCCAAGCCUGUCCCCCUCCAUUUAAGGCUUACUUUCCAUUUCAGAGACCAGCAGGAGGGUAUUUGCAGGGGAAAAUCAGCAGAUAACAGAAGCCUUAAGCACCCCUGCCCAGUACUCUGAUUGACUGAUUGAUUGAUUGAUUGAUUGAUUGAUUGAUUAUUACUACUACUGAUAAAAUUGUUUACAAAGAUGAACAGACCAAAAAACCCUGUACAACUCUGCUUUAGCACGAAUGGUUUCUUAAUUCAUUGGUAGUCAUGCCAAUCAAUGUUUUAAAAAUCCGAAAUGUAUCCUAGGGCAACACCAAUCAAAACAUCACAAAACAGUGAUCAAGGUUUGGAGUUCUUCAGAAUCCUUCCUCAUGCUGGUGUUUAGCAAGUUGAGGAGAAGUGGAGAAAAAUCUGGCAUGGUGUUAAAUGACAUAAAAACACCUUGAGCAUAAUUAUAAGGUACAGGCUGUUCUGUCCUUAAUUUAACUCAUUAUUUUUCAAUAUUGAAAUCUGGAAGAUUUGGGGAGAGAGAUAAUAUGACACGUGUUGGAAAGGUUCAUAAUCUGUAACCACAACAAAACAUUUUGGCCCCAAUCCAACACAGAGUUUAAGUGUGUUUGAUCCCAUUGGCAUCAGUGCCCCUCUGGACAACAGAGAUUUUUUUGCACUUAUUUUCCUCGCUGUAAUAACAACAUCAGCUUAUAAACCUUGGUAUUUAUUUGUAUAGUUAGACCACACUCGCUGAAUCUACUUGUACUACCUAAGGUUUCAUAAUGGAAGAAAGGUGGCAUAUAAAUUAAGAAAAUGCAUAAAAUGGAAAUAAAACUUAGCAGUUGCAAGUAUAAGAUUCAUCUGACCUGUAUUACAAACUGCCCAGUGCAGAUAUGUGUUACCUUAAUGGCACCUGCAGCACUAUGGAGAACAUUUAAAAAUGGGCUAUCCAAAGUAAAAUGCAACAACAAUCUUUAAAAAUGGAAAGGAAUAUAAAAAUAAUGGCACACCUUAUUAUUCUUUAACCAAAUGUGCCCUGUUGUUCAUGGCUCAUCAACCCUAUAAGCAGAAGAAGAGGCCUGCUGGGUCAGACCAAAGGCUUGUUUAUUCCAUUGUUUUGAUCUCACAGUGGCUAACCAGGUGCCUAUGUCAAGUCCAAAAGCAGGACAAGAGCUUUCUUCUGCUCACAUUUCCCAGCAAUUGGCAAUCAGAGGCAUACUGACUCCAAUACUGGAGAUAAAAGAUAACCAUCAUGACCACAAGCUACUGAUAGACAUAUCCUCCAUGAAUUGGUUUAAUUCCCCUUUAAAGCUAUCCCAGUUGCUGGCCAUCAUCACUACAUGUUAUGGUAGUGACUGCUUCCAGACUUCACUUGGCAAGGAGUUCCACAGAGCAGGCCCUGUCUCGCUUAAAAGCUCAAUUCCUGAUGCAGGUCGGCCAAACCUAAGGAGCGUGGGGAACCACUAAAAGCACCCCAUCAGAAGAUCUAAGUGACCAAGGUGGACUAGAAGGGAUCAAGUGGUCCUUGAGGAAUUUGGGUCCCAGGUUGUUUAAUGCUUUGUUGACUAGCACAAGAACCUGUCCCAGUAGUAAAUUGGCAACCAGUGCAGCUCUCUCAGCAAAGGAGUGACAUGUUGCCCAGCGGCCUGCUGUGCAAAGAAGUGUUUUCUUUCCAUAGAAUUGUAGAGUUGGGAAGAGACCCUGAGGAUCAUCUAUUCCAACCCACUCCAAUGAAGAAAUAUGCAGCUGUCCCAUACAGAGAUCAAACCUGCAACCUUGGUGUUAUCAGCACCACGCUCUAACCAGCUGAGCUGUCCAAGGGCAUCUCCUGCCUCUCCCACUACCAGUCAUCAUCACUGGAUGAUCCUGGAUUCUACUAGUUAUGCAAUAGGAAGAAAAUUUUCUCUCUGGCUGCUUUCUCUAUCACACAGUGCGCAAUCUUAUGCACCUCUACCUCGUCCUUCCCUCCUUUGCCUCCCACCACAAAAUAAAAACUGUAAGAGCUCCUUCCUUCAUGGGGGAGUUGCUCCAGGCCCUUGAUCAUUUGGGUUGCCCUUUUCUGCAUGACUGCACUAUUCUUCCUGACUGCUGAGAGUCAAUGAGGCUUGUUUUCCUGGCGCUGCUGCUACCUGUUGACCGGCUUCUCUCUCCCUCUCCAUUUCAGAUUUUCUGUUGCUGCCAGGGACCCACGCUUCCUUUCUCAUCGGGGCUGGCCCAGCCUCAUUAGGAAGGGAUUUGUGCAUGUUCGUUAA